AUGGCGACCAGCAACAAGAAAAUCGCGUUGCAUCUGACGGACCUCCCCGACCACCUCCUAGCGGAGAUCUUCCUCAGGCUGCCCGACCCGGCCGACCUAGCCCGCGCCUCCGCGGCCUGCGUCACCUUCCGCCGACUCGCCACCGACCGGUACUUUCUCCGCCGCUUCCGCUGCCUCCACACACCACCACUCCUCGGCUUCCUCGACCGCGACGGGUUCCAUCCAGCACUACCGCCUCACCCCUCCGCACCCGCCGCCCGCGCGCUCGCCAUCUCCGCCGAUCUCUCCUUCUCUUUCCUCCCCUCCCAUCACCUUUGGACCGUCCAGGACAGCCGCGACGGCCGCGUCCUCCUCCAUCGCGGGCCCAAAAUGUGCGAGGUGACCCCGAUCUUCCGGGAGCUGGCAGCGUGCGACCCUUUGCGCCGGUGGUAUCUCGUGCUCCCCCGAGUACCUGACGACCUAGCCGCUUCGGUAGGCAGAUGUCGGUGCAAGCCUUCUCUCUUUCCCCUCGGCGACGAUGAGGAGGAAGCUGCGGCUCAAGAGGCAUCAUUCCGAGUGAUUUGGAUGGCAUACUCCGAAACUAAGCUGGCCGCCUUCGUGUUCUCGUGGAGCACCGGACAAUGGAGAGCUGCUGCAUCCAAAGGUUGGAGUGAUUUGGUCCUUAGCGGCAGCGAAUCCGCCAUGAUGCCACAGGUCCACCCUCUUUUUAUCAGGCACCACUAUGCUUAUGGGUGCUUCUACUGGGACUGGACGCUGUUCUGGAGGAAAACGUUGCUCAUGCUUGACACAAGAAGGAUGGAGUUCUCCAUUGUUGUCCCCCCACCUGGAGAAUGGAGAAAGGAAGGUUUUGCCGUUGUGGAGGCAGGGGAAGGCAGGCUUGGGAUGUUUGGUUUCCAUGGUCAACCUGCAUCUGACCUUACCUAUACCUUUGCACAGAACAAAGGCGAGAAUCCCAGCCAGUGGCAUAUGGAGAAGAUAAUCUCACUAGAUUCUGGUUACCGGUAUUAUAUCAUAGCUGUAAAUGCAAGGUAUUUGCUAUUGAUAAGGACACCAGACAUAUCUCAAGUGAACCCACUCUUUGAAUAUUUUUUGAUUGACGUCAAGACGUUGCGGCUUCAGAGGGUUUAUUCACAUUAUAACAGGCUUAAGUUUGUGGGGACACACAUAUAUACCAACUUCCCGCCAUCAUUGUGGUCUUCACACACAAAUAUGAAGUGGUGA
This is a messenger RNA of Aegilops tauschii subsp. strangulata, 1221 nucleotides long. RefSeq lists its product as uncharacterized. NCBI's taxonomy places the organism in Eukaryota, Viridiplantae, Streptophyta, Magnoliopsida, Poales, Poaceae. The record is from RefSeq and is a predicted model, not a curated record. Gene Ontology annotation, molecular function: protein binding.